Molecule: messenger RNA, 2151 nt
Organism: Aspergillus heteromorphus CBS 117.55
Lineage: Eukaryota; Fungi; Ascomycota; Eurotiomycetes; Eurotiales; Aspergillaceae
Product: putative DNA repair protein Rad26
Exons: 1
Coding region: 214-2016 (600 amino acids)
Source: RefSeq, a predicted model, not a curated record
CCGAUGGACAUGGACAUGGACAUGGAUAUGGACGUGGACGUGGGCGUGGACGUGGAAGACGACAGCGUCCCUGCCUCUCGAUAUCCUGAAAUCCACAAGGCCUACGCGGAGCUGAGCGAGAAGGUAACCCUGGGAAUGGCUCGACUUUUAAGCCUCGUUAUACUGAUCGGAUCGUCUUCAUAGCUGGCAUUGGAAAAUGCUCGGCAUCAGCAGAUGGCGGAACAGCUAGCUGCAGCCCAAUCCAAGGCCGAAUCCAAAGCGGGAGAGAUUGCUAUCAUCCGCGCGAACCAGGCCAAAGUUGCCGAGAACUAUGACCGACAGCUAGCAGCCUUGCGAAAGACCAUGGCGGAAGACGCGGCGCGGCAUGCACAAGAGAUCGAGGCUGCCCGCGAGGAGGGCAAGACGUUCGCCACGAGAAACGCCUUCCUCGAGCACGAACUAGCCGAGGAAUCAAUGCAGACAAAUCGGUUGAAAGGCAAGGGCCGGGCUGGAGAGAAACCUCCGCCCGUGACACCGAAAAAGAACCGGAUCCUCCCCUUCCGCGAUGGGUUCGAUGAUGAUGAGAUUCUCGCCGUUUCUCCCACCAAGUCGGCGCACAAACGAUCGACACCGGUUGUCCCAGGGAAAAGAAAGAGGCAGCUCAGCCAAGACAGUCAACCUCCGUUGCAAUUAAGCCCCCAACCCGAGCCUAUACCAGUCGAAAAGCCGACGGUAGAGCCGACGGACGAUGUGAUGGGCGAUGCGAUGGGCGAUGUCGCCCCGGAUCAGGCGGUGCCGGAGGAGACGACUGCACGCUUUGUAGACUCCAGCACCGUGAAGAAUCUCAUGAAGCACAUGACAUACCCGAACGAAAAGCCCGAUAUCGAGGCCAUGGCAGAGCUGGCAUUUCCUUCCGAGCCGCAGCGAACCGUAGCCACCAUUCUGUUGGAGGAGACAUCGAAUCUGGACUUUGGUAAUUACCUGGUGGAAUAUGCGCGAGCCAUCAUCUCCCUGUGGGAUCGCGCAUUGACCGAGAAGUACUACCAGCCCGUCCCAAUGUUCAUGUCCAUCAUGCGGUUUCUUCUCUUUGAAGAUGUUCAAGCCGCCGACUCUGGCUUGACUGCGCUUUUGGUACCGCUCCUGAAAAGGUCCGGUGAUAUCAACGGGAACCCUCGGUUCCGACAUUCCCCCGUCUCGCAACAGAGCCUGGGCCAGGUGCGGCAGACACCGUUAUCAGAAUUGCAGCCGCUCGUCGACUCCACGGAUGCCCUGAGUCUGCUUUUCGAAAUGGUGUCUCGACGAAUCCAUGUUGAGCCCGAGAUAACGGAGUUUUGGCAACUCUUGGACUACGAGUACGUCCUGAUGCUGCUUAAUUGCGCGCAGCCGAUCAACGACAUUAUCCUCAUCCUCAGUCUGCUGUCCACCAGCGUCCGCGCGGACUCGUUCGGCCCUAUCCAGCCCACCGAGGAGGCACAGCGAGCCGUCGAGAAUUACAUCGUAGAUCGCGUCACCCAUCUCCUGAGUGAGAGGCCACAGGUCGACGAAGGACGGCCUCCAUACCUGCCAACCGAAAUCUGCAACAUGCGCUUGGAAGGGUUGGCCUUUUUGACGAACCUGGCCUUCAACACCCGGAUGCCCGACAACAGGCACGGCAGCAUGGUCGUCGCGUCCCACCCCACCGUGCUGGGCCGAUUAAUUCGGGUCAUGCACGACGAGCUCACCGCUCUAUAUAGCUAUCCCCCGGAGAAGACGCGUCACGCGGCGAUGGUCAACAGACUGAUGCGGCUAGUCCACGGACUCAUGCAGCGCCACCCAGAGCAGGCAGAGCUGCAAUCCAAGCUCGGCCGGGUGGCGGGCGGGAAGCAGAAGUUCAUCGUUGUCAUGACGCGACUCGCGUUUAGCGAGGGACUGGUGCUUGAGGCGGGGAUUGACGACGAGACGGUGGAAAUGGCCCAUGAGAUCCUCGAUGAUGCCGUAACGCCGGAAGAAGCCGAAUCGCUGCUGGAAGCGUUUCCCCACGCGAAGCGCGAGGAUUGAUGAAGAGCAGGAGGUUGUAUCUUAUGGGGACUGUGGUUGGGGAUUUGUUCGCAUCUAUCGGUGUUUCUGGGGCAUGGACGGUGUACUACACCACAUCUAUUUUCACGAUGAUACCAAGAGGAGAGGAGAAAUGAU